AUAAAAAGCCUCCGACUGGCUGAGCUCAGGCCAUAAUCAAUUUGAAGAUCGUGUAAGAUCGACGGAACGAAGAAAACUAUAUCGCGUGCGAGGAGAGGAUUUGCAUAAAUUGAGUCUGAGUGAUAAUGACCAGCUAUACUGACAAAGGAACCAAACCUGAAGCCGGCAAAUUUCUAAGCUUUGAUCACUUGACCUUCUACGUUGGCAACGCCAAGCAGGCGGCCAGCUACUAUACCACUCGUCUGGGCUUCGAACCACUUGGCUAUCAGGGACUAGAGACCGGGGAGCGACGCUUCGCCAAGCAUGCCGUGCGACAGAACAAGAUCGUCUUUGUGUUCGUCUCCGCCUACACGCCGGAUGACGAGGAGCAUGGACUCCACCUGAUGCGCCACGGCGACGGUGUCAAGGAUGUAGCCUUCGAAGUGGAGGAUUUGAAUGCCAUUUUUACGCUGGCCGUGUCCCGCGGAGCCGAAGUGGUCCGCGACAUCUGGGAGGAGAGCGAUGAUCAGGGAUUCGUGAGAUUCGCUACCAUCAAGACGUACGGCGACACCACCCACACUUUCGUGGAGCGCAAUGGUUACGCAGGAGAUUUCCUGCCUGGAUUCCAGCGGUCGCCCAAGGAUGUCCUUCUGAACGGAUUGCCCUCCACAAAGCUGAACUUCAUUGACCACGUGGUGGGCAACCAGCCGGAUCUGCAGAUGGAGAGCGUGGCCUCCUGGUACGAGAGGAUCCUGCAGUUCCACCGCUUCUGGUCGGUGGACGACUCGCAGAUUCACACGGAGUACUCCGCCCUGCGGUCGAUCGUUAUGGCAAACUACGAGGAGACGGUGAAGAUGCCGAUCAAUGAGCCAGCCAAUGGAAAAAAGAAGUCGCAGAUCCAGGAGUACGUGGAGUACUACGGCGGCGGUGGUGUCCAGCACAUUGCUCUCAACACGGAUGACAUUAUCGAGGCGGUGAGCAACCUGAAGGCUCGAGGAACCGAGUUCCUGACCAUCCCAUCCUCGUACUACGAGAUCCUUCAGGAGCAGCUCUCGCACAGCCGCACCAAGAUCAAGGAGGACAUGGAGGUCCUGAAGAAGUUGAACAUUUUGAUUGACUUCGACGAGAACGGAUAUCUGCUGCAGAUCUUCACGAAGAACUGCCAGGACAGACCGACCCUCUUCCUGGAAGUUAUCCAACGCUACAAUCACAAUGGAUUUGGCGCUGGCAACUUUAAGUCCUUGUUCACGGCCAUUGAAAUUGAACAAGCUAAGCGAGGAAACUUGUGAAUCAAUUGUGAAUCAAAUGUGAUCAAAUUGAGAUUUAACAAAAUCAAUAAUAAAUGAAAUGGUCUAAACUGAA
This is a messenger RNA of Drosophila simulans, 1341 nucleotides long. RefSeq names its product 4-hydroxyphenylpyruvate dioxygenase. Gene Ontology annotation, biological process: L-tyrosine catabolic process. The transcript has 5 exons. Gene Ontology annotation, cellular component: endoplasmic reticulum membrane; Golgi membrane. Bases 126 to 1268 code for a protein of 380 amino acids. Gene Ontology annotation, molecular function: 4-hydroxyphenylpyruvate dioxygenase activity. The record is from RefSeq and is a predicted model, not a curated record. Lineage: Eukaryota; Metazoa; Arthropoda; Insecta; Diptera; Drosophilidae.